Molecule: messenger RNA, 1912 nt
Organism: Aphis gossypii (cotton aphid)
Lineage: Eukaryota; Metazoa; Arthropoda; Insecta; Hemiptera; Aphididae
Product: UDP-glucose 4-epimerase-like
Exons: 6
Coding region: 735-1820 (361 amino acids)
Biological process (GO): beta-D-galactose catabolic process via UDP-galactose, Leloir pathway
Cellular component (GO): cytosol
Molecular function (GO): UDP-glucose 4-epimerase activity
Source: RefSeq, a predicted model, not a curated record
GAAUAUUAAGUCACACACCAAACCAAUGUUAGGUAUGUACCAUACACGUAAUUAUAGUUAAAACUUAAAAGCAUUUAUGUAUUUUAUAGGUUUUUCACAAAACGUUGGAAUACUACUUGAUGGUAAUUUAUAAAAUGCAGUUAGGUAUUCAUAGGUUUAUAUAGCUUAUUGGGCACUUUUAAAAUUUAAAAUUUAGUUACCUAUGUUGUUUUAGUUAAAGUGUAAAACUUCAAAUAAUAAUAUCUAACAGUAAGAAAUAUACUUUUAUAUUUCCCGAUAAAAUGGCGGACAGUUGUUAAUAAAAAAAAAAUCACUCCGUAUAAUAUUAUAUACCUAUACAAUAUUAUAAAUCGUUUCCCCACCGCGGUUCGGAUCUUCUUCGCCGACUGGCCGAGUCCAAGGCCAAGGACGAUAUAAUCCGGUGUUCAGAUUAAUACCGACGUGUGCUAGGUAGAUUCACUACACGUCAUAAAGAUACGUCAUUCUAUAGUGCGGCGUGCGUGAAGCGGGUCGCUCUCUCUCCUCACUCGAUCGUCCGAUCGAAAACGAAAAUAAUUACAUCAAACGUGCUCGGCGCACGAGAAAUACAUAUAAUAAUAUCAUUGCAAAGAGUACUUCUAUGCACAGUAUAUUAUUCGCGUGACAACCGUUUGUGCCGUGUCGCGAAAAUCCUCGAAAUCCUUCUGCGGGGACGCUGCAAACUUACGAUUUAAUAUAAAUACUGUAUAGGUACCAUGACGGACAUCAAGACGGUUUUCGUCACGGGCGGCGCAGGAUACAUCGGCAGCCAUUGCGUCCUGUCUCUACUGGAGGCCGGCUACGACGUGGUGGCCAUCGAUAACUUCACAAACAGCGUUGGCAAGGAGCAAACCGCUGCCAGCUUGGACCGGGUUCGCCGCAUCACUGGCAAGGAGAUAACCUUUUACAAGUGCGACCUGUUGGACGUCCAGCAGCUAGACGAAAUUUUCGACAAACAUAAAUUCGACUGUGUUAUACACUUUGCUGCAGUGAAAUCGGUCGGAGAAUCGAUGAAACAACCUCUCAAGUAUUACAAGAAUAACAUAAUAGGCGCAAUGAAUCUUCUUGAAGUGAUGGCCUCUCAUGGGUGUUACCAGCUAGUGUUCUCCAGCUCGUGUACUGUUUACGGGAACCCGUCAUCUUUGCCCAUAACCGAAAGUCACCCAACUGGCAAUAUCACCAAUGUAUACGGCCGUACGAAAUAUUUCAUCGAAGAGAUACUCAGAGACGUCGCUAACUCCGAGAAAAGAUGGAACAUCGUGAGCCUGAGGUACUUUAAUCCAAUAGGAGCUCAUUCGUCGGGAUUGAUCGGAGAAGACCCAACGACUAACUUUUCAAACUUAAUGCCAUACAUAGCGCAAGUGGCGUUAGGGAAGAAGUCCAGUUUGUCAAUCUACGGUGGAGAUUAUGCGACCCCUGAUGGAACCGGUAUAAGAGAUUAUGUUCAUGUGAUGGACUUGGCCGAAGGGCAUGUGGCAGCUUUAAAAAAAUUACAAUCAAAGCAUUUACAUUUACAGGUUUAUAACUUAGGAAGCGGACAAGGAACUUCUGUAUUGGAUUUUAUAAAAACCUUUGAAAAAGUAACAGGUAUCAAAGUACCAUAUACAAUUGAAGCACGCCGUGAAGGUGACAUAGCAUCAAUGUAUGCCAAUUGUGAUUUUGCAAAAUUUGAUCUUGGUUGGACAGCUAAAUAUACCUUAGAAGAUAUGUGCAGAGACUCUUGGAAAUGGCAAACCAUGAAUCCAAAUGGUUACAAGUCAAACGAUACAGCAAGUAUGAAUGGUAAAGCAGACGGACAUUAAAUUACCUUAAGUGUUUAGAUUUACAACAAUCGUCAGUGUAAUAUGAUUUUUUUUUUGUUUGCCCAUACUAAUAAACAUUGGUCAUUUUUAAA